AUGUUGUCGGCGAGCUUCAACCGCCUGGUGGAGGCCGCCAUCGUGCCGUUCGCCGAGGUGCUCACGCUCGCAGCCUUCGGCUAUCUUCUCGCGCUGCCCAGCGUCAGCGUGCUCACCGACAAAGCCAGGCGCCUGCUCGGCAAGCUCGUCUUCGCGCUCUUCCUGCCAUGCCUCAUCUUCGCUUAUCUGGGAGAUACGUUGACGCUGGAGCGGAUGCUUCUCUGGUGGUUCAUCCCCGUUAACGUCAUCGUCGCUGCCGUUUCUGGUUGCUUCAUGGGCCUGCUGGUCGUCGCGUUUGCCCGGCCGCCGCCCCGGUUUUACCGCCUGACGAUUGUCAUGACAGGGAUUGGCAACAUCGGCAACAUUCCCCUCGCUAUUGUCAACUCCAUUUGCAGGCGGAAGGUGGACAACCCGUUCGGAUCUCCGGCGGAAUGCCAUCACCACGGCGUCGCGUAUAUCUCGUUCGCUCAGUGGGUGGGAGCGUUCAUCAUCUAUACCUUCGUCUACCACAUGCUGGAGCCACCGGAAGAGUUUUACGAGAUCGUGGCUCCUGAUACCGUCCCCGGUUCUGCCGCCGUUCUCGCUGACGACUCCCUUUCGCCCCCCCUUUCUCCAAGCGCCUCUCUGCCGAUCCUUGCUUCUGGGUCGUCAGCAACCAGUCCUUCUCUCGAACCUCAACCCGGUGGGAUCUUGCCAUCCGUGAAGAACCUUCUUCCAGGCUCCUGGUUCCAGUCGCAGCACCGCAGCUCGUUUCUACGGAAGCAGGAGCACGAGCACUACCAGCGGCUGAUCACGUCGCCCACUCAGUCCAGCCGUCAGCUGCUCGAGACGGAGUUCCCUAGCCUGCUGGAGGUGACUGCUCGCGCGCCACAGAUGAAAGAGCCACUGCUGGCGCGUCUCUUCAGAAGCCUCUCCAUAUCAAAAGCUGAGAGAUCUGUGGGUGGCGUCGUUAAGGACCAGGCUGUGGCUAAAGCUGCUGUCGAUGCUCAUGCUGCUGCUUCUACUGCUGCAAUGAACGGCCGUGUAAACGGUUGUGAGGACCGGCAGGGAGGGGUGAAUGGGGAGAGGAUUGAUGGGCAGCAGCGGGGGAGGGAGAGUGCGGUUCUGGAUGCAAUGGAGAGGAACGCAGCAGGCGAGGAAGGAGAUAUGGGUGGUAGCAGCGCAAGAGUGUCAUGGGAGGCGGGGUCGGCCAACCCACACGCUGUGGGGUGCUCUUGUGUGUGUGGCGACUGCAAGGAGAAGUUCUGUGUGGGUGGGGCUGAUAGCAGCUCAGCCAGACGGAGCAGCAGGGGCAUGGAUGCGGCGGGUGGUAUAGUUGCUGAUGCCUGCACGUGCGGUAUAACUGUAGAUCCGUGUACAAGCGCAGGGUCAGGCUCAGGCAGAGGGUCAGAUGCAGGCAGAAGCAGGGCCAGCACAGGGAGCAGCAGGAGGAGCUCAGUGACGCAGAGCAGCUGCGAGGAGGAGGACGAUAGCACAGUGGAGCACAAGGAGCAGCAUGGUGUUGCUACUGCUGCUGAGAAUAAUCCUGCUGCUCCGGGCGGUCUUGACCAUGAGGAGGAGGUGGGGGAGGACGAGGAGGAGUAUGAGGACGACCGUGACUUGGAGUGUGUGCCGUGUCUGCAGGAGCCCCAGGUGGUGCGUAAGAUGCGUGUUGUGGCAGAGCGCACACCCAUCCGCCACCUCAUGCAGCCGCCCGUCAUCGCCUCUCUCCUCGCCAUCCUCGUCGGCGCUACCCCCCACCUUAAAGCCCUGUUGUUCGGCCCCUCCGCUCCCUUCCUCUUUGUUGUUGACAGCCUGACUAUCCUCUCCGGUGCUAUGAUUCCCUGUAUCAUGCUGGUGCUUGGAGGCAACAUGAUUAGUGGUCCGGGGGGAGGGUCGGGACUGGGAGUGCGGACAACAGCAGCUAUCAGUGUGGUGCGACUGCUGGUGUCUCCGGUGGGCCCAUAUUCCUCAUUGCCUCUCUCCCCCCCCCUCCCAUUUCCCUCCCUGCUGCUGCAACUACGCUGUGUCCUCCCAUGUUACCCCGUCCGCCAUCCAUAUACCCAGCUGGACUUCCGUGAGCCAAGUCACCUCCGCCUGCUGCCCAAAUACCACCUCCCCCAAGUCCCGCCUGUACAUAUCCAGCCUCCUCAAAUCCUGCCCGGAUUAACUCCUCCUGCCCGUUCCAUGAUGCGCCCAACCCCAUCUGCCCCUGCCCCGAGUGCCCUCGUCCCCCUCUCAUCUCCCCCAUCCGCCAAUCUCCUGUUUCCCCCUGCACCCGUGGCCUCCCCCAUCCCGCUUCUCCGAGCAUCACCUGCCCGCCUAAUCCACCCAUAUCCCCACCGAUCCCCACCUGCCUGA
Molecule: messenger RNA, 2340 nt
Organism: Closterium sp. NIES-65
Lineage: Eukaryota; Viridiplantae; Streptophyta; Zygnematophyceae; Desmidiales; Closteriaceae
Source: the annotation of a GenBank genome assembly